Podospora anserina S mat+ is the source of this 1452-nucleotide messenger RNA. RefSeq lists its product as uncharacterized. Gene Ontology annotation, biological process: NAD+ biosynthetic process. Gene Ontology annotation, cellular component: cytoplasm. Gene Ontology annotation, molecular function: pyridoxal phosphate binding; kynureninase activity. The transcript is spliced from 2 exons. Lineage: Eukaryota; Fungi; Ascomycota; Sordariomycetes; Sordariales; Podosporaceae. The record is from RefSeq and is a predicted model, not a curated record. The coding region runs from base 1 to 1452 and encodes 483 amino acids.
AUGACUUCAGCUCCCGUUCUUCCCGCCGGCGCCGCCGGGAGUGGAAAUGCGAGGGAGCGAGCACGCCAGCUGGACCGGGAUGAUGAACUGGGGUUAUUGAGGGACGAGUUCAACAUCCCGACAAAGGGACAAAUCGCGAGCACCUCGUUACCCGAGGGUUCCUCAGCCAAUAACAAUGACAGCGACACAACAACCAAGUGCAUCUACCUCUGCGGCAACUCUUUGGGUCUCCAACCCAGACGCACACAAACCCGUCUCUCCCAGUACCUCUCCACCUGGGCCACCCAAGCCGUCCAAGGGCACUUUAAACCGCUGACCAACUCCCCCUUGCCAACAUGGCUCGACGUCGACGAGCGAGCAGCCGAGAUGAUCGCCCCCAUCGUGGGAGCUCACGUCUCCGAGGUGGCAAUCAUGCAGACUCUGACUGCGAAUCUCCAUCUUCUCAUGUCUGCGUUCUACAAGCCUGAUGCGAACAAGCGGCACAAGAUCAUCCUGGAGAGCAAGGCUUUUCCUAGCGAUCACUUUGCCGUGGAGACACAGCUUCGUCAUCAUGGGUUGGAUGCGAGCAAAUCAAUGGUUUUGCUCAAGUCGGAGAGGUCGAGGGAUAAUAUCUUGACUACGGAGGAGAUCUGUGGGGUUAUUGACCAGCAUAAAGAGGACGCGUUUUUGUUGUUGUUGCCGGGGAUUCAGUACUACACUGGGCAGCUGUUUGAUAUUGAGACUAUCACUACGUAUGCGAAGGAGAGGGGGAUUUUUGUCAUUUGGGAUCUGGCACAUGCGGUUGGGAAUGUGGAGUUGAGGCUUCAUGAGUGGGGGGUUGAUGCUGCGGCUUGGUGCUCGUACAAGUAUUUGAAUGGGGGGCCGGGGUGUAUUGGGGGGAUGUUUGUUCAUGAGAAUAAUAGUGCUGUGACGAAGCUUAUUACUGAUGAGAGGCCGGAGGAGGGGUAUAAUCACCGGUUGGCUGGGUGGUGGGGGAAUGAUAAGAAGAGUCGGUUUGGGAUGGAGAAUAGAUUCCACCCUGUCAAGGGGGCCGCGGGGUUCCAGUUGAGUAAUCCUAGUGUGUUGGAUAUUACUAGUUUGUGUGCGAGCUUGGAGGUUUUUGAGCAGGCGGGUGGGAUGGGGAAGUUGAGGGAGAAGAGUUUGAGGCUGACGAAGUUUUUGGAGGAGCAGUUAGAGGGGAUGGGGGAGGAGGAGAAGGGGUUGUUCAGGGUUAUUACGCCUUUGGAUCCGAAGCAGAGGGGGGCGCAGCUUAGCUUGGGGUUGGGGAGUGGGUUGCUUGAGGGGGUGAUGAAGGAACUGGAGAGGCAAGGGGUGAUUGUUGAUGAAAGGAGACCGGAUGUCAUUAGGGUUGCGCCAGCGCCGUUGUAUAAUGGGUUUGAGGAUGUGGUUGGAUUUGUUGAGGCUUUUGGGGAAGCCUUGAGAGUGGCCAGGAGAGAGAGGGAUGCGUUUUGA